Molecule: messenger RNA, 249 nt
Organism: Opisthorchis viverrini
Lineage: Eukaryota; Metazoa; Platyhelminthes; Trematoda; Opisthorchiida; Opisthorchiidae
Exons: 2
Coding region: 1-249 (82 amino acids)
Source: RefSeq, a predicted model, not a curated record
AUGACACUUUUAUACGUGGUACAUGGCGUUGAGUGUAAAUUUUUGCCAUCUACUCUCACACCGGACCCAAGGAUCCUGGAUGGGAAUUUACUGACCGGGAGGUCCGUGAUUCGAACCCGACCUCUGCAUCUUGACUUUCCCUGUCUAGGUUUGAGCAACCUGGCAGUACCCCAGCUUUCUUCUGGUGGCAUGACAGUUAAGCACCGAAAGGGUGCUACAGCUAAACGAUUUCUUUUUACAUUCGAUUGA